Chiloscyllium plagiosum (whitespotted bambooshark) is the source of this 1117-nucleotide messenger RNA. Lineage: Eukaryota; Metazoa; Chordata; Chondrichthyes; Orectolobiformes; Hemiscylliidae. The record is from RefSeq and is a predicted model, not a curated record.
UCUCUCUCUCUCUCUCUUUCUCCAGUGAAAGCAGACAGGUUCUGCACAAAACUGUGCCUGAAUGCAGUUCAGUCCCUGGCUAUUGGGCUAAGGGAGGCAGAUUGAGUCCCGAGUCUGUGGAUGUAAUGCCAGACAGCAACGGGCAGGAAGGAGUUAAGCUGAGUCGGAAUCAUGUGAAGGCGGUGACAGUGCACAGAGAGAGAGAGAGAGAAAGGGAGGUGGGCGAGAAUGAGGGAGAGGCUGUUUCUGAGCAGGCCACUGAGAGUGACUGUAUCCAGUGGAAGUAUAGGAGCUGUCAGAGUUGUGUGAGUGCAGUGGGCGUUUGACUGGUUAUCCUGCACCUCCGCUGGGGAAUGCCUUUGGGAUUUUUCCCGGAAUCUCCCUCGACCAUGUUUUUGGGGAAAGCAAGGAAGUGAACAAGGAGAGAGAGAGAGAGAGCAGUCAAUUCUCUGUUUCUCCCUCUGUGACUGCCACUGGGAGAAGGGGACAUGGACUCUGUAACCCAGAGCCUCGGCUGAAGGAGCACUUUGCAAAGCACCCAGCCUCUUCCCCAGCUCCCCCCCCCCCCGGGAUCCGAAUGAUCUUUGUGAAGAUGGAUGUAACUUCAACCCUGACAAUCCUGCACUGGCUACUCGCACUGUCCCUUCGCUGGUCCUCUGCCAAGACUCCACGUUACCCACUGCAGACACAGCAGCAAUCGAACCAAGUGAUGAGCUGGAUGGAUGUGUACUGGCAUUCCGUCUGUCAAACUCGUGAGACUCUCAUCGCCAUCAGUGGGGAAUAUCCCAACGAGGUCGAAUAUAUCUUUGUGCCUUCAUGUGUCCUGCUGACCCGAUGCUCUGGUUGCUGUAACGAUGAGAAGCUGCAGUGUGUCCCCACAGUCACUGAAACCAUCCUCCUGCAGAUUUUAAAAGUCAAACAUCAAAUGUCUAACCUGGUGGAGAUGCCGUUCACUCAGCACAGACGCUGUGAGUGUAGACCAAAGAAAGAUUUCAAACAAGUCACAUCAAGGACAGACCAGACAAAGCGCAGGAAUGACAGGGGACAGCGGAGGAAGCUGAUCCAGGAACCAACUCGCCCGUACGUCUGUGUCAACUCUCAUUCUACUAAACUCUAG